AUGAUGACUCAUAAAAAUGGUCAUAAAAGUCGUAUAGAUGGAAUAUCAUCUGAUUAUUCUCAACGUCGAUCAUAUUCUUCACGUGGAAUAGUUGAUAAAAAAUCAUUUCAUGAUGAACAAAAAAAUAUUGAUUCACAUGAUGUUGCAUCAAUAAGUGCUUCAAAUGCUGAAAUUUAUAUAGAAAAAUGUUCACGUUUAUUUGUUCAUCCAACAGGUCCUUCAUCUAUACUAAAUCCUAAAAUAACAACAAUUGCUAAAAGACCAUCAGAAACAGGAAAUGCUGGUCAACGAAUUGAAAUUUAUGUAAAUCAUUUUAAAAUUAAUUUUUGUACACCACCAAAUAAAGUGAUUGUAUAUCAAUUUGAUGUUGACGUUGAAAUAUUAAUGUCUGAUAGUUCAUGGUAUUCAUGCGGAAAAGAUGAACGUAUACAAGUUAUGAAACAAAUAAUUAAUAAAGAAAAUUUUCCACUUGUUUGGUAUGAUGAAGGAAAAAAUUUAUAUUCAAUUGAAAAUUUAAUGUUAAAUUUAAGAAAAAAAGAAUAUCAAUGUGAAAUAAAUGAUAAAAAUACUGGACAAACAAAUAGAUUUCGUUUUUUAAUUCUUAAUCUUGUUAAAAUAUAUACAUUAAAAACAAUAUUUGAUUUUAUUCAAAACAAAAUUUCAAUUAAACCACAUGGUCUUGUUAAAAUUCUUGAAAGUUUAUUUAAACAAACACAAAGAUCAGAUAUAAUUACUAUUAAAAAUCAAUCAUAUAGAAAACAUCAAGGUGGUGCAAUUGGUUUAGCAUCAGGUUUCUAUCAAUCAAUUGUACUUUGUGAACGUGGUUUAACAUUAAAUAUAAAUAAAUCGUUUGUGCCUUUUUAUCAAAAUUAUAAUUUAGUUCAAUUUCUUUCAUGUUAUAUGGGUCAUGAUAUUCAAAAAAAUGGUAUUUCAUCAAAAGAUCAGGCAUUACUUGUUGAAAAAAUAUUAAAAUUUCUUUGGUUUAUCAUGCUAUAUCAAGAAGAUGAUUGUCAAUAUCGUUUAAAAUCAUUUGGUCGUCCAGCAAAUCAACAUAAAUAUAUUAUAAAUGGCGAUGAACCAUUAACAGCUGUUAAUUAUUUUAAUGAUAGAUGA
Molecule: messenger RNA, 1113 nt
Organism: Rotaria socialis
Lineage: Eukaryota; Metazoa; Rotifera; Eurotatoria; Philodinida; Philodinidae
Source: the annotation of a GenBank genome assembly